AUGAAUUUUGUUGACAGUUCAAACAGUAAUUUUUAUAUUGAAGUGCGUAUGCCGUAUCACAUUUUGGCACAAGCCAAUGAACAAAAGAAUGAAAUCAUAACUUGUUUGACUGAAGAAUUAAAUGCUCUUCGUGAAGAGAUAAUUCUUUUAAAAAUAACACAUGAAAAUGAAAAAACAUCUUUUAAAAAGAAGUGUUCUGAAGAAGCACAAAAUGUGAUGAUUGAUUUUAUGAAUAAAUAUACACAACAAGAUAGCGAGACAAACGAUACAAACCAGCACCAAUUAGCAGCGAACUCUCGUAAUAAUAAUGACAAUUCCAACCAAAAUUCAAACGACACAGAAAACACAACAACACCAACAGCAACAACACAACAAAGUGAUUUAUUUGCUGAAGAAACGCGUGAAAAUAUCAUUUUCAUCACAAUUGAAGAGGCGUAUUGCGGAUGUACAAAAAUUGUCACUGAUGUUUCUAAAGAUGACAAAGAAAGUAUUUAUAUCGUCAACAUUACGAAGGGUAUCAACAACAGGGACACUAUCAUUGUUGGCGAUAAAACAUAUCGUAUCCGUUAUUUGAAACAUCCGUAUUUGUCUCGAAAAAACGACGACCUGGUCGUAUCAAAAAAAGUGUUGAUGGCAAAUGGUGUGAGACAUCCGUCAUCAUCCAUUGUUUAUAGAAUCGACAACAAAAACGAAUUGCUACAAUUAAAAGGAUUCACCAAUGACAGCAAAACAGUGUUAGAUGAGUAA
This is a messenger RNA of Entamoeba invadens IP1, 747 nucleotides long. RefSeq lists its product as hypothetical. The coding region runs from base 1 to 747 and encodes 248 amino acids. The transcript has a single exon. The record is from RefSeq and is a predicted model, not a curated record. NCBI's taxonomy places the organism in Eukaryota, Evosea, Mastigamoebida, Endamoebidae.